GUGUAUUCUAUAAUGUUGUCGCCAUAUGUCUAUACCAUUUCCAAUGCCAUACAUAGAAGUAAAUCAAGCCGGACUGUUUUUAAGCGCCAGCUACACACUUAGCAUAUCUCUGGAAAUACAUCAUUUUUCUUGUAAUGGUAUCUGUGCGUGAUAGCCAUGAUCCACACCCAAGACAGCUUGGCUACAUAGGUCAUGUAAUUCCAUGACACAAGUGUGCGGCUCAGCAAACAGGGGUAAUAAGAUCCUAACCAGCAUCUGAGUGAAAUCUUGAUCAAAAAUGGGAGUCUCCCUCUCGCAAUUCCAUUGCUUACAAAACUGUCUUUUUUCCAACUUAACUCAUGUAAUCAACCUCAUUCUGGCCCUAUCAGUGCUGCUCUAGCAAUGGCGACACCAACUUUACCAGCCGACUGGACUCCUACGAAAGACGGAUGCCUUCGAACAAGUGACUUCUGGAUAUGGGAUUAUGAGGUGGCCGGUGAUGCGCGAACUGUCCUAGGAGGCCCAUCGCAGAUUUCUGAUUGUCUUCCGACUUCGUGGGCUGGGACCCAAGUAUACGAAGGGUCGGCAUGUCCCCCAUCAUACACAUCUGCCUGUCAAGGCUCAGGCUCAAAUGCACCCGUGACAUGUUGUCCAACUCAAUUCGCCUACACGUGUUUAGCCGUGUCUCUGCUGGGUGGGCCACACGCUCAAGAUUUCCGAUGUCAAUCAAGGCACGCCUCUGCCGGCAAUAUAGUCGUGACACGAACCGCGAUGACGGCUAAUACGCUCGCUGUCGAGUCGAGGGUCAAAGCUACAAACGAGCAUUUAUUCGCAUUGGCAUUGAUGUAUACGACGCCGACUACGACUACUGGUAUCUCGACAACUAGCGCCACGAGUGGAGGGAACCCGACAACAACUGGCGGCUCUGAUUCUGGUUCGAGCUCGGACUCGGACUCAAGUUCAUCUUCGUUCGGUCCCGCCCAAGCCGCAGGUGUCGGCAUCGGUGCGGCGGCCGGGGUUAUUCUAAUAGCAGUCUUCGCAUGGUUCAUCAUGCGCCGAAGGAAGGCAGCUCAAAAGUUACAACAACAACAGAACAUGCACCAGAUGCCGUACUCGCGGGGGGGUGAGCUUCCCACAUACUACGAGCCGCCCUCCGAGCUAAGUGCCGUGCCGCCCACGAUGUACGAAUUACCUUCGAAAUAAUCACGGGAUGGAUUGGUGGACAGCCUUGGACACGUAAAGGGAAAAGAAAAAAAAGGAAAUUCACGAGCAGCCAUUGAUUGUUGCUCACAGGUUAGGAGCAAGACAGCUACCAGGAUAACCGACGUGAGAGAAUCAGCUAAAUAAGGACUGGAAUCGUGUCUAAAGGGGGGGCUAACACGGAUGAUACCAAAGUUGUUUUCUGGGUGAUUGUAUAAUACUACUAACCCACAUGAGGGAUUAAUCGUUGUAACUUUGCUUGUCAGCUAGCGACCGACAAUCGGGGUUUUUAGACUUCUAGUAUAUAUAUAACAGAUUAAUAGAUGAUCCCACGGUUUGGGUGGAAUUAUCAGGAACUAUGUCUGGGUGCGGGCAGGCCAGUCUUGCUCAGGGACAAGACAAUACGAUUGAUGUUUCUAUCACUGUAUUGAUCCAUUUGAAG
Hypoxylon fragiforme is the source of this 1621-nucleotide messenger RNA. RefSeq lists its product as uncharacterized. NCBI's taxonomy places the organism in Eukaryota, Fungi, Ascomycota, Sordariomycetes, Xylariales, Hypoxylaceae. The record is from RefSeq and is a predicted model, not a curated record. The coding region runs from base 382 to 1182 and encodes 266 amino acids. The transcript has 3 exons.